Molecule: messenger RNA, 124 nt
Organism: Dentiscutata heterogama
Lineage: Eukaryota; Fungi; Glomeromycota; Glomeromycetes; Diversisporales; Gigasporaceae
Source: the annotation of a GenBank genome assembly
AAGGUUCAAAACGAAAUUCAUUUAACCUUCACAAUACUAAUAGAAUAAUUAGAAAUAUAAAAGAAAAAGCACUCAAGGAUUUUGCAUUAAUAUCGCAAGUCAAGCGACAAGAAAUUUAUAAAGA